This is a messenger RNA of Ictalurus punctatus (channel catfish), 2972 nucleotides long. RefSeq names its product transforming growth factor beta regulator 4 (gene fastkd4). Gene Ontology annotation, biological process: regulation of mitochondrial mRNA stability; mitochondrial RNA processing. The transcript has 12 exons. The coding region runs from base 225 to 2117 and encodes 630 amino acids. Gene Ontology annotation, molecular function: RNA binding. The record is from RefSeq and is a predicted model, not a curated record. NCBI's taxonomy places the organism in Eukaryota, Metazoa, Chordata, Actinopteri, Siluriformes, Ictaluridae. Gene Ontology annotation, cellular component: mitochondrial matrix; ribonucleoprotein granule.
GACAGGUUUAUCAAAACAACGCGAACUGAAGAGUGAACAACUGUCGCGCAACAAUGACGUCAUACUUACGCAACAGGGUUACGACAAUAUUCCGCGCCUUCCAAUGCUAAUUCCAUGUGAAUGUCGCCGGGUCUGAAAUUUUGACACAGAAAUUGACAAGAGCUGCUCGGCCAAUAUGUGGAUGCCAAAUCUUGAUUUCUAGUCACUCAGUUGCAUCACUGAAGAUGGCCAGCAGGUUUUUGAGCCGGUGCACUCGCCUUUUGGCCAUAUGCCCUCAGGCCUCUUCAUCCGCCAGCCGUCUUCAUACGCUCACAACUCACCCACUCACAGAGUAUCCACCCUGGUCCCAGUCCCUAAUCCUGCCCUCCAUCAGGCACGUGAGUCUGGCUGCUGGUCCAGUGCAGGCAGAUGAGCCAAACAUCACAUUUACACGCACAGAACUGGAUAUUCGUGUCGAGAAAGCGACCACACCACAGGAAGUGUUGUCUUUGUGGGCGGAACAAGGCGGCUCUGCUAAUCAAGCGGGCAUGUGUCUGGUCCAACUGAGCCGAUUAGCAGUGGAAAAGAAAGAUAUCGACAGGGCGAAUAUCCUUCAGGACCCUCGCUGUGCGGAUCUGCUAGAGGCUUUGAACUCUCAGGUGAACGGUGUCUGGAAUGGCACACUGGUUUCUGUCUUGCGUGCUCUCUCCAUUCUUGGUGUCCCUUCCACCGCUGCAGUGAUGAGUUCUCUCCAGACGGAGGCACUGUGGAGGCUCCGACGCUUCAACUACCGCCACCUUUCCUCUCUGGCGGACUGGGCGUCAGGCUGGAAGAGUCAGGGACAGGGAGAUGAGCUACUGACGUCUGUGCUGAAGCAACUGGAGCUGCGCUGGACAGAGCUGAAUGACCCACGUACAGUCACCAUGCUUAUGACCCGAGCCGCAAGACUCUCCCCUCCGCUCAUGGAAAAGCUGGAAGAUAAGGCCCUGGAGUUGGCUGAGAAGUUCAGCAGCGAGGACAUCCGCAGGGCGACGUUAGCCGUGGCAUUGCAGGGCCGCCGAUCGGUGCCACUCUUGCGUGCUCUGUCCUACCACCUGCACCAGAAACCAUCUUCUGAACUCAGUACACCACUGCUGCUGGACAUUGUGUUUGCAUAUGGUAAGCUGCAUUUCCACCAGACUCAAGUGUGCCAGAGAAUGGCUGCUGAGCUUUUGCCCAGAUUACCAGAGAUGAGCUCCACUGAUGUCAUGCGCUGUUCAAAGUCUCUAGCCUUCCUGAAGUGGCUCCACCUGCCUUUGUUCGAGGGAUUUACCCAGCACUUCGUGAAAAACAGUGAAAAGUACAGCACGUUACAGAUGUGUAACCUCCUCAUGUCCUUCGCCAAGCUCAACUUCCAGCCCAGUAACAAGGAGCCAUUUUUCAUGAAGGUUCAUGAAGCUUUGGAAAGUUCCUGGCAGAGCUUGGAACCUUUUGUACUGACUGAUGUAGUUUGGGCUCUCUGCGUGUUCCAGCAGGCCAAACCCGAGUUUAUUGCAGCUGUUACAAAUCCUGAGUUUCAGAGCAAAGUUACAGGUGGCAGUGGUGCUCGUGCAGAGAACUACACACUGAAGGUGCUUCAUAUUGCUGCCUCGGGACAGCUAGAAUCUGGCAUCCAAAACACUGUGCCCCUUCCAGCAGUCCUUGAAAAGCACGACAAGCCCAGCCUAACACCCGUUCAGAGCACCCUACACAAAGCCCUCCAGAUCCUCACCGAAAAUCGCACCAAAGCCCUGCGCAAAGACAUCAGCACGAUGUAUGGGUGGAAUAUAGAUGCAGAAAUGGUGGUGGAUUCAGAGAAUAAGCCCAUAGACCUGGAGAACCUGGAGGCACCACAUUUACCUGGAGGGGGCGGCACAGAGCGCUUACCUCAGGGAGCACGAAGGUUGGCUUUCAUGGCUUGGGAGUUCCCUCAUUUUACCUCCAGGAGCAAAGAUCUCCUGGGCCGCUUCGCCAUGCAGAAGCGCCACCUGCAGCUGGCCGGGUUUCUGGUAGUGGAGGUUCCAUACUUCGAGUGGCUAGAGUUGAAGACUGAUUGGCAGCGAGUGUCCUAUCUGAAGGAUAAGAUCGGGAAGGCUGUAGCUGAGGACAUGGCUAAGUGAGCUUCUGGACUGCAGCACAUCCAGAAGAGACCACAGACCAAAGCAGAACUUCAGAAUCAAACAGCAGGGCAAAUAAAUUUGGCUACAGAGUUGUUUACAUCCAACCAGAGAAUGAAGAUCAUAAAACAUUAGUUUAUUCACCCAUAAUAAAUGUUCAUGGACAUGGAUCUUCAGGAUCUUCCUGCUGAAAUGAUAUAACACUGAACACUCUUCUUAACUCAUCGCUAAAUAAUAAUUAUGAUGCCACAAAAUGAUUUUAUUAUGAAUAUCAGAGGUCCCAAGGGUUCCAAGGUAUUACUAGAAUUCUGUAUACUGCUAUGUGAAAAUCUGCUUGAUAUCAAGCUCAUUUCUAAAAAUGUAGAUUUGUUUCAAGCUGUAAUUGAAACCAAUCAGUUUUUUUCAGGUGUAUACAUCUUUACCUGGUCAUUAUACAAAUUAAUCCUGGUUGUGUCCUUUACGUUUUUUUAUUUUAUAUGUAUACAAAUCAGAAGAACAAAUUCAGCUUCUAGCAUCAUACUCCGAUAAACAGACUUUAUACUGGUCAUAAUAACCAGCCAGACAAAACAAUCAGUUCUAAAAACUGUAAAGGAUGUCUCCUUGGAGAACUCAUUCCACGAAUAAUAAACUCCCACUUACCAGUUGUGAUGUGGUUGCCUAGACAACAGGAUAGGGCUUUCCUUGUUGCCAAGGAGACAGUCGAUGAGGCUGCUUAAAACUGAAUGGGGUGUGCUCAGAUCUAAGAGUUUGAAACAUUUAAAAACAUGUUGUUGUUUUUUUACACAUGAAAUGUAUGAUUCAGUCAUCAUUGUGAAGGACAGCAUAUGGACAGAAUAAAAUGUUAUUUAAACUAUUGAA